AUGGGUAUCUUAGCACAACAUAUCAUGCAUCCGUCAAAGGAUUUCUGGAUGUUGCUUUUUCUAAUGAAGCAACCGUUGAUGGGGAUUAUAUUAGAUGUCCUUGUUUUAAAUGCAAGAACUUGGUGGGCACAUGGUGAAAGAAAUACGAUAUCUCAGCAUGAGGAAGAAUCUUCUAAUCCGAUGCAGGAUCCGAUGGAAGAUGAUGAUGAUGAUGAUGAUGAUGUUAAUGGGUGUACACAAAUGUUGAUGGAUGUAAUGGAGGAACGCCCGAAUCCAACUGCCAAGGGGUUCUAUGAUAUGUUGGAAGACGCUGAUGAACCUUUGUGGGAUGGAUGUGAAAAUUAUUCAAAAUUACAAGUUGCAACAGAGUUGUUGCAUUGGAAGCCAGAAUACAAUAUAUCUGAGGCUGCUUAUGAUCACAUACUUCCUAUAAUUAAGCGGAUGCUACCCAAAGGUGAGAAGCUAGUUGAGAACUUCUAUGAGACGAAGAAGCUUUUGAAAAUAGUUAGACUCCCAGAAAAAAAAGAUCCAUGCUUGCAAAAACCAUUGCAUGAUAUUCUAUGGGCAGAUUCGGAUUUGACUAAGUGUCGAGUGUGUGAUCAUGAUCGGUACAAGAGUGGCAGACUGCCAUAUCUGGUUAUGAGGUACUUGCCGAUUGCUCCUAGACUCCAAAGGUUGUAUUUGACAAAAAAGACGGCAAAGCAAAUGACAAGGCACUAUGAACAUCAAACAGAACUGGGUUUGAUGGUCCAUCCAAGUGAUGGUGAGGCUUGGAAGCAUUUCGACUUAAUGCAUCAAGAAUUUUCAAGUGAACCACGUAAUGUUCGCCUUGGGCUAUGCACCGAUGGGUUCAGUCCAAAUAACUCAAAUACAACCCCGUAUUCAUGUUGGCCUGUUUUCCUUUCAAUUUAUAACUUGCCUCCUUGGAUGUGCUUAAAAGAACCAUAUGUUCAGUUAAGCAUAGUUAUUCCUGGAAAAAAGAGCCCAGGUCAAAAUAUAGAUGUGUUUCUCAGGCCACUAAUUGACGAGUUAAAGAUGAUAUAUACAGACGGUGUUGUCACUUAUGAUGCUUCGACUAAAUGCAAUUUCACAAUGAAAGCUAUACUUCUUUGGACAGUUAGUGACUUUCCAGCUUAUGCAAUGUUAUCGGGAUGGAGCACACAUGGCAAGUUAGCAUGUUCGUAUUGUAUGGGCAAACCUUUUAGAGCGAAGAAUGCAAAAUUGCCUGGUUUUGGGAUUACUCAUAAUUGGGUUAAGAGGAGCAUGUUUUGGGAGCUACCAUUUUGGCGGAAGUUGUUAAUACGACAUAACCUUGAUCCCAUGCACAUUGAGACAAAUGUUUUUGAAAAUCUUUUCAACACCGUGAUGGACACUCCGAAAAGCAAAGACAACAUGAAUGCAAGAAAAGAUAUAGAAAUGUAUUGCAAUCGAGUGCAAUGGCAUACAUGGAAGAAUGGAAAUAAGGAUAUGAAAAAGAGAUCAUCGUUUGCUUUGAGCAAAGAACAAGUAGCUAAAAUAUGCCAAUGGUUGAUUAAACUUAAAUUCCCGGACGGAUACGCCUCAAACUUGGGGGGGGGGGGAGGGGGGUGCGUUAAUGUAGAUGAUAAUAGCUUUUACAAAUUCAAGAGUCACGAGUGCCAUGUAUUUCUUCAAAGAUUGUUGCCUAUUUCUCUAAGAGGUAUGGUGCCAAAUUCAACAUGGGAUGCAAUUACAGAGUUGUGUACAUUCUUUCGUGUAAUAUGUUCAAGGAUGUUACGCGUAGAUGACUUACAACGCUUGCAAACUACUAUUGUUGAAACCAUUUGCAAGUUGGAAAAAAUAUUUCCACCUAGAUUCUUUGAUUCAAUGGAGCAUCUUGUUAUCCACUUAGCUCAAGAAGCUAUGCUUGGUGGUCCGGUUCAAUAUAGGUGGAUGUAUCUUUAUGAAAGGAAGUUGGGAUCAAUGAAAAGAAAGAUAAAAAACCAUGCGAAGGUUGAGGGGUCCAUUGUUGAGGCUUACAUGAUUGGAGAAAUAUCGACUUUUUGCUCACAAUACUUUUUGCCUACAAUUGAAACCCGGUUGAAUCGUGAGUCGCGUAAUUUUGCCCCAGACAUUCCUAGUUAUACCAUGGUCAAUCUCGAUUAA
Molecule: messenger RNA, 2124 nt
Organism: Lactuca sativa (garden lettuce)
Lineage: Eukaryota; Viridiplantae; Streptophyta; Magnoliopsida; Asterales; Asteraceae
Source: RefSeq, a predicted model, not a curated record